Messenger RNA from Tetrahymena thermophila SB210, 3693 nucleotides. RefSeq names its product REJ domain protein. NCBI's taxonomy places the organism in Eukaryota, Ciliophora, Oligohymenophorea, Hymenostomatida, Tetrahymenidae. The record is from RefSeq and is a predicted model, not a curated record. The transcript is spliced from 6 exons.
AUGGAUUUACAAAUUUAUGUCUCUUUCUAUGUGCAAAUAUGUGAUUAGAGUGGACCAAAAAUUACUAACGAACCUCUUAACAUAUAGAUAAACUCUAAAAGUGUGCCAAAGCUGAAUUAAAACCUAUCACAAUUUAAAUAUAAUUAAACAUAAAUUUUAGUCAAAAAAUAUUCUAUUCCUCCUUAAACUAUUUUUGAUUUAAACGUAAAUGCCUCUCUAGUCAGUGAUUCAUCAAUUACUAAUUUAAAAUCUUAAACUAUUACACCUAACAUAUCUAAUUUAUUUAUAUAGAUUGUAGGUGGAUAAAAAGGAGUGUUUGGUUUCAAACAGCCCUUAAAUUUAACUGGAUUAGCAAGAGACUUUGAGCUUGAAGACCCAAACUAAGAUUAACAAAUUAAUUUAAAGUGGGAUUGCGUUUCCCUUACCUCUAAUCAAAAUGAUAAUAAGUGCUAUGACUAUAAUAAUCACCCAAUUAUUUUGCAGCAAAAUGUUCCUAGUAUUUCGAUACCAGGUUCUACUUUUAGCCCAUAUUAAUCUCUUUUGUUUACUUUUACAGGAACCAAAGAUUCCCGUUAGUAAUCUUAAUCAACUAUGGUCAUCUUAUCAGAAACUGAUAUUCCUAUUUUAAUUGCUAACUUUAAGGAUCUAUCUUAGUUGAUAUAAGUCAACAUUAACUAAGAUAUUGAUGCAACUCUCAUAUAUGGAAGUAAUGUUUCAUCUGACUUGCUAAGCUAUGCUGGUGCAAUACUUUAUAAUAAUAUGGUAGUAGGAGCUAUAAAAUUUGAUUAUUAUAAAGUGAGGUUUAGAAUUUGGGAUUAUUUCGUAAAUGUUCUUCCAUCAAACCCUAUUGUAUAAGUCAGAUUCAGUGCAUACAAUCCUUAUUACAUUAUGCCUAGUUUAAGUAUUACUAAUUUUAAUAUAAAUUUACCACCCAAAAAUUGUGUACUAUCUGUAAACACUCCUAGUGGAUAAGCUCUAUAAACAAUUUUUUAAAUAAAAAUGUCUGGUUGCACCUCAGCUAAUUCACCUAUAUCUUAUUAAUUCUUUUACUACCUUAGUGAUACUGAUUAUUAGUAAGAAUAGAUAUCCCCAAAUUACAUCCUAAGAAGGUAAAUAAUGGAUUAAAGCUUACAAAACGAAUUUUAUACUGUACUCCCUUCAGGGAAUUUAAUAUUAAUGGGUUAGGCUAUUGAUAAUUUUUUAGCUGUUUACAAUACAACUGUAUAGGUAAACAUAUAACCAUUUGCUCAAAACGAAAUUUAAAUAAACAGUAUUAUUGACUAAGCUUUACAAAUUAAUAGUGACUAAACAAUUUCCUAAAUUAUUUUAAACCUAUGUGUGAUAGGAGAAGAAAUAUCUAAGAACUACCCAGUUUAUAACCUUGAAUCAGUUAAAACUAAAAAAUCUUAGCUCAUUUAAUUAAUAAUAAACUAAGUCAAUUUUCUACCUAAUUCAUCUUUACUAUCAACAUAUGCAAACAAAGUAAUUGCCAAACUACAACAAUCUUUAACUAUUUAAUAAGAAUCUUAGAUCAUCCCUAUUCUAAGCUUCCUUAAUGGAAUUCUAUAAAACUAAUAAUCUUUAAUUAGUUAGGAUAAUAUGUUUAUAAAUAACAAUAAUGUUUUUCUUCAAAAUGUAGUAGACUCUUUUAAAGUAUUAAAUUCGACUACUUAAACUCUUUAAAAUAAUUUGAUAUCUCAACAAAUGAAUAUAUCAGACUAAAUAUGCAGUUACCUAAGUAAAGCAACUCUACCUAAUUAAGGAGGAGUAUAGCUAUAAGGAAAUUUAAUAUCACUUGAUUGCUCAUAAAUUACUUCAAAAAACCUUAAAUAUAUUAUUAAUGAUUAUUAGGAUUCACUAGCAGCAGACGUCUAUUAUUUAGGUUAGACUACUUAUUCUAGAAAUCCCUUCCAACAAACAUCUGAAUUCUAGAAAUAUAUUUAAGAAUUAAAAUAAGUAGACUCAAGCAUAGCAAUUACUAUGAAUCCAGUAAUAAAAUAUUCAUUAGACUUAGUAAAUGCAAGCUCAAAUAGAUUAUUAUAUCAAUAAGGUUCUAACUUUGAACAAGCGAGAGAUAUACUUAGCAAUAGAAAAUUAAUUAAUGAAAAUUAAUAGGAUAAUCAAUAAAAACUUUUUAUUUUUAAAUUUUAAGACCUUUAACCCUCUAAUAAUAAUUAAACAUGCCUUUAAAUGCAAUAAUCAUAAGCUUGGUCUUCUAAUGGAUGUACCUAUUUAACUAACAAUAAUAAAUACUAUUGCUACUGCAAAAGCACAAGUCCUACAACUGUGAUUGAUGAUCUAGAAUCAUUGCUUAUUAAUAAAAAUUUAAAAACAGCUUUUAGUUCAUAAGGAUUUAAUAAAUUAACUAAUUUUGAUAUAUUUUAUUAAUAUGCUCUUGUUUGGACUAUUUUUACUAUAACUUUAUUAUAAUUGGGUUUAUAUAAAUAUGGUACAAUUCUAGACAAAAAAUUUAGCAAAACUACUAUCUCAUAGAUUAUGCCAAUGGCUGCAUCUGAAUAAGAAAAUCCUCCUAUUAGUUAAAAAAAUUAGACUCCAAGUUUGCAAUACUAAAGUAUCUAAGAAUUAAAUGGUGUUAUAUAGUAAAAUAACAAUUAAAAUUAGAAUUUUUUCAUAAAUUCUAAUAGUCAAGCAAGAAGAAAAAAACAAAAAUUUUUAAAUACUUUAACAAUUUUAAAAAAUGAAAAAAUUGAAUCAAACUAAAUCGAAAUUUUAAAAUUAGACAAUUAAAUAUCAACCGAGUAACCAAAUUAGCUGAAAAAUCUUAAUAAUUAACCGCUUUAAAUUUAGGAAUAAGUCUAAUCAGAGUAGAUUUAAGAGUUAAAGUAACCACAAAUUUAAGAUGAAAAGCUAAAUUAAGGUUAAUUAAUAGCUUUUUAAGAAGUAUAAUAAGACAAAUUAAUUAAUUCAAAUAAGACAACUGUAAGUACAUUUUAAGAUUAGAGCAGCAAAAUUAAUUUAAUAAAUGAAGAUAUUAAAUUAAAGGAAGAUGAAAUUUAAACUAUUGAACAUCUUAAAAAAUUAUCUCUUUUAAUAUAAUUUAAAGUGUUUCACGCAUACUUUAAUACAAUAUAUACAUAUGAGCCAUCUCUUUCAAGACCAAUAAGAUUCAAUAUUAUUUACUUGAGGGUAGUCCACUCUUUAUGUCUGUCAACAGUAUUUGAUGAAAGUUACAAUAGCAUGAAAACAAAAAUCUAAGAUGUUUUAUUUAGGAUGAGUUUGUUCAAAAAACCAAGUCGUGAAGUGAAAGAGCUGGAUAAAUAAUCAUUCAGAUAGAUUGAAGAAUAAAUUGCUAAAGAAAUGAAUAUCAUGAAUAUUAUUAAGGAUAUCAUAUUUUUGAAAAAAACAGUAAUGAUGAUACUUACUAAAGAUCAAUAAGCAACUCUGCAACUUAUUGGAUGUUCAUCAAGCUUUUUAGAUCUUAAUCUAAAUAAUAUGAAUGUGAGCUUUGAAUAACUAGAAAAAGAAAAAAAUCUAAGUCAUUACGAAAGUUAGCUUGCCAUUUAAUAAUUAGAAUAAUAUAUGGAAGAAAAUUUAGUAAAAUUCUUAAAUAGAAAUCAGAAUAGUUCAAAUCAGAGUAUCUUAGAUUAAAGAAUUAUAUUUUCGCUUAAAAAGAGAAUAAUUAUAUAAAUGAUUAAGACGUGCUAAAAUUAAACCAAAGAGCUAAAAGAAUGA